Molecule: messenger RNA, 1053 nt
Organism: Parastagonospora nodorum SN15
Lineage: Eukaryota; Fungi; Ascomycota; Dothideomycetes; Pleosporales; Phaeosphaeriaceae
Exons: 3
Coding region: 1-1053 (350 amino acids)
Biological process (GO): mRNA splicing, via spliceosome
Cellular component (GO): U2-type spliceosomal complex
Source: RefSeq, a predicted model, not a curated record
AUGGGUGGUGAUCUCAACUUGAAGAAGUCGUGGCACCCACAUCUGCGCAAGAAUCAGGAGCGAGUAUGGAAGGAGGAGAAGUCUGCGCUCGAGGAGCGCAAGCAGAUUGAGAAGCUGCGCAAAGAGCGGGAAGAGGAACGGCAGAUUGAAGAACUACAGAAGCUGCAGGAGGCAUCAGGCGGCAAGGUCGUCACGAAGCGCGUAGAUUGGAUGUACGGAGGUCCAAGUGGAGAAGGCGGUGCCGUGACCGAAGAGCGCGAAGGUUAUCUUCUCGGCAAGCGUAGGAUCGAUAAUCUACUGAAGAGCGACACGACAAGCUUGCAGAAAGGCGCUGCUGUUGGCAUUGAUGCUGUCGGGACCGACAAUCUGAAUGCGCCCCGCGACACCCACAAGAAGGUCCUACAGGAUCCACUUCUGAUGAUCCAGAAGCAAAAGAUGGAGAUGCAGUUGAAGGCUAUGAAGGACGCCCAAAAGCAAGCCAAGUACGAGGAGAAGCGCACGAAAGAGAAGGAGCGAGAUCGGAAACACAAGGACAAGGAGAGGCACAGGGACAGGAGCAGAGACCGAGAGCACAAGCACCGCAGUCGACGAGACCGAUCGCGCUCGAGAUCUGACGAUUACGACGAUCGCGAUAGGAGAGAGCGCAAGCACAGGAAGCACGAUCGCGACGAGAAAGAUAACAGAGGCAGCCAUCCGAGCGACGACGUUCUCGGUCUCCACGAAGAAGAGACGAACACGAAGAGCGCGACAGUUACAGAAGACGCGAUCGCACACCACCGCGGCGCUCACACGAUAAACCUCGUCGAACCGAAAGAAAGCGUCGCUGAACGUCUUGCAAAGAUGCAGGCGGCUGCAUCGACGCUCGAAGAGCAGCGUGCUGAGCGCGUGCGUCUUCAGGGGAUCAAAGAUGCAGAAGAAGAGGCUCGACUCAAGGAGAACAAGGAUGGUGGACGUCGCUUCAUCAACAGCAUUCGUGGCCAAGCUUCCGAGAUGGACUUGGGCGAUGCGAUCGCUCGUGGCCGCCAGAAUUAUCACAAGGAGCUCGAUGUCUAA